This is a messenger RNA of Odocoileus virginianus texanus, 642 nucleotides long. The record is from RefSeq and is a predicted model, not a curated record. Lineage: Eukaryota; Metazoa; Chordata; Mammalia; Artiodactyla; Cervidae.
CAAAGGUAGAUGGCUUCCACUGUUAGAUAAGGGAGCUCUCUCCUUGACUGGGGGAUAAGUGUGGGGACCAGGGGCUGGACAAGGUGUGGUUUCCAUUACCACCAGGUUCAGGACUGAGGGGCUCCGAGUCCAGUGUUCCCCUGUCCCUCCAGCCUGGCUGCGAGACCCAUGCCCCUUCUCCUCUUGCAGUUUGGACGCACCGAGGUCAUUGACAACACACUCAAUCCCGACUUUGUGCGCAAGUUCAUCGUGGAUUACUUCUUCGAGGAGAAGCAGAACCUCCGUUUUGACCUGUAUGAUGUUGACUCCAAGAGUCCUGAUUUAUCCAAACACGAUUUCCUGGGCCAGGCCUUCUGCACCCUUGGAGAGAUUGUGGGGUCCCCUGGGAGCCGCCUGGAGAAGUCCCUCACAAUAGGAGCGUUCAGCCUGAAUUCCAGGACAGGCAAGCCCAUGCCGGCUGUGUCCAACGGCGGCGUCCCAGGGAAGAAAUGUGGCACCAUCAUCCUGUCUGCCGAGGAGCUCAGCAACUGCAGGGACGUCGCCACAAUGCAAUUCUGUGCCAACAAGCUGGACAAGAAGGAUUUCUUUGGGAAGUCUGACCCCUUCUUGGUGUUCUACAGAAGCAACGAGGAUGGAACGUGA